This is a messenger RNA of Somion occarium, 1305 nucleotides long. Lineage: Eukaryota; Fungi; Basidiomycota; Agaricomycetes; Polyporales; Cerrenaceae. The record is from the annotation of a GenBank genome assembly.
ACUGUUAAUUGCUCUUUGCUCCUUCCUCUGAGCCAGCCACGUUCGUUACGAUUGCACCUAUCCCCCACUCCCCUCCGAAUAUCCUUCAUAGCUUUUCCUUGCCCUAAGUCUCAAUUCCUGCUCAGUUCGCAAUGGCGCCGGUACCAUCUUCAUCUCGACAAACACGCAAGCAACGGUCAUCGGCACGGAAGAGCAAAGAAUCUCGCGGUAAUAAUCUCGGUCGAUUCGAAGUCGUGGAUAAUUGGUGCCAAAUGGACUUUUCUGGGUGGGAGAAACCCUAUAAACCUGAUCCAGCAAACUCGAAGGGCUGGGAGCACCAGGAUCAUGUCGACCGACUUCGCGAUCUCGUUCCGUUCUGGAGAGAUGGCGUUCUGGCGGCAGAGGCAGGCCAGGAAGUCACUAAAAUGGAAGAAUUCUACAGAAGAUUUGAUAACGAAGAAGCCAAUACGACCCCAAGCUGGGGCGAAACAGGUCAAAGAGGCUGGGAGAGUAACUGGGCCAAUGACAAUAUGGAUGGUCAGGCCUGGGGAGAGGUCAUUAACGACGGCUGGGGAGAGGCUGUUAACGAUGGUUGGGGGGAGGUUGCUCAUGAUGGCUGGGGAACACCCGCAGUGCACCCCGCAUCCCCUUGGGGAGCAGCUUCACCUCGCCGCAGUCGUGCCUCGUCGGCCAAGCCCGUCAGCCAACCGCGGUCUAACAACACUGCAAUGAGCAGUGACAGGAUCGCUAAAUCAAGACCACCACCGAACCCUAAUCAACAUGGAGCUGCGGACGAAGGUCCUCUCGAUGUAUCGUCGUUCGUCGAGAAGAUGGCUCUUGAAGACAAUGCAAGCCCAGAGCGCAAACAGUUACUCCAUCGGUUCUACGCAAUGCCUACCCACGAGAAAUUGAAGAAGAUACAAGAGACUGUCCAAUUUCUACGCUCUCAUGGAUGAAAGUAUCGACCGUUUUAUUACUUCGGUCUAGUUAUGGACUGCUUCAUAUCGAUUUGAACACUCGUAAUACAGCCCAUUUGCCAGCCCUUGGUUAUACUCUUUUGCUACUCUUCCUUCUCUAUGCUAUCACUCGGCUUCUUUGCAGUUCUUCAAUUAUCGUUCUCCUUGGAUAUGAACGCCGAUGGACUGCGCUAGCAUACACAUCAUUUGGACGCAUUUCGUGAUGCUACUAUACCAAAAUCACACCUAUACCACUGAAUCAUAUGCUGUUAUCCAUAUCCUAUUGUACAAAUGAGACUGUGAGAGCGACACGACUAAUUUACAAUGUUUAAGUAAUAAGUAUUCUGAUAUAACAGCAACUUUUCCUCGC